Messenger RNA from Glossina fuscipes, 675 nucleotides. Its product is annotated as probable ATP-dependent RNA helicase DDX55 homolog. Lineage: Eukaryota; Metazoa; Arthropoda; Insecta; Diptera; Glossinidae. The transcript is spliced from 2 exons. The record is from RefSeq and is a predicted model, not a curated record. The coding region runs from base 228 to 404 and encodes 58 amino acids. Gene Ontology annotation, molecular function: RNA helicase activity.
ACUGACAAAAAAAGAGAUUAUUCAAAGCAUUUUUACUUAUUAAAUAUUGUUUUAUUUUGUAAUAUCGAGAAGAUUUUCAGGGUGCUAUCAUCCUGCGCCCUAGUAAUUAAAAUAAUAUAGAAAAUAUUAAGAAAAAGUGUAAAAAAAGAAUUUGCAAACACGUGGAUAAUUUCUUUACAAAAUAAAAAAUAGUAAAUAUUAAGUUUUUUUUGGCUAUUAAGUUGUUAAUGUCACGUAAGAAGUGGAGCUCAUUGCAAAAGCCACCGUUAUCUAGGCCCGUAUUAGGCGUUGUUGAAAGUAUGGGUUUUGAAUUAAUGACACCUGUUCAGGCUUCUGCUGUACCGUUACUUAUGUCAUGCAAAGAUGUUUCUGCGGAGGCUGUGACUGGCUCAGAAAAACAUUAGCCUUUUAAGUGCCUUUAUUGGAAAUGAAGUCGCAGGCCUAAUUAGUCACUGUGGACUCCUAAAGAAAUUGGCGCUAUAAUUAUCUCACCCACAAGAGAAUUGGCUUUACAAAUCUCGGAGGUAUUGCAAGUCUUACAUUUAGCAUUUACGUCAAAAACUUAUAGUAGGUGGAGGCAGCAUAGAAGAGGAUAUAAAAUCUAUACAGAACAAGGGGCCAACCAUCACAACCAAUCAGCAUCUUUACUAAAAAGGUUUAAAUUGGUGGGAUCGU